Molecule: messenger RNA, 1374 nt
Organism: Salvia splendens (bonfire salvia)
Lineage: Eukaryota; Viridiplantae; Streptophyta; Magnoliopsida; Lamiales; Lamiaceae
Product: beta-D-glucosyl crocetin beta-1,6-glucosyltransferase
Exons: 1
Coding region: 1-1374 (457 amino acids)
Molecular function (GO): UDP-glycosyltransferase activity
Source: RefSeq, a predicted model, not a curated record
AUGGAGUCAAAUCAAGCAAGUCUCUCCAUCCUAAUGUUCCCAUGGCUAGCUCAUGGCCAUGUCUUCCCCUACCUUGAGCUAGCCAAGAAUCUCACCAAACACAACUUCACCAUCUUCUUCUGCUCCACUCCCAUCAUCCUCCAAUCCCUCCCACUCCCCCACCACCUCCCCAUCACCCUCAUCCCCCUCCACCUCCCCUCCCCGCCGGAGCUCCCUCCGGACCUCCACACCACGAAGCACGCGCCGCCCCACCUCAUGCCCCUCCUCCGCGACACGUUCCACGCCUCCAAGGCCGCCUUCUCCGCCAUCCUCGCCUCCCUCCGCCCCGACAUCCUCCUCUACGACGCCUUCCAGCCCUGGGCAGCCGAAGCCGCCACCAAGUUUGAAAUCCCCGCCGUCCACUUCGCCACCACCGGCGCCGCCGCCUACUCCUUCUACUACCACCUCUUCCUUAAAAAAACCACCCCCUUCCCCCACGACGCGCUCUACCUCCGCCCCCACGAGCGGGAAGCCCUUCAGCAGGCCGCUGACUCCAACCUGCGAGACAGCGACCUCAGCGAGGGGCUUCCCCACUUCACUCGGUCCCGCGACAUCGUCCUGAUGAAAACGUCGCGGGGUGUGGAGGGUAAGUAUUUGGACUACUUGUCCCUCUUGUGUAACAAGAAAAUAGUCCCGGUGGGCCCACUUGUUUCAACAACAGAAAAAACAGAUUCAGACAUCAUGGAUUGGCUAAGCAAGAAAGAGAGAUCGUCAACGAUUUACAUCUCAUUUGGAAGCGAGAACUAUUUAAACAAGAAACAAGUUCAAGAAAUGGCUAAAGGUCUAGAAGCUUCGAGAGCCAACUUCAUAUGGGUGGUGAGAUUUCCAUUAGGGGAGAGAGAGGAGGAAGAAGAAGCGCUUCCGCUAGGGUUUGAAGAGAGAGUUGGAGAGAGAGGGAAGAUUGUGGAGGGGUGGGCCCCGCAGGCGGAGAUUCUGUCACAUGAGAAUGUUUGUGGUUUUGUGAGUCACUGUGGGAUGAGUUCGAUGAUCGAGAGUGUGUAUUUUGGGGUGCCGGUGAUCGGAGUUCCGUUCAAGGUGGAUCAGCCGUUGAAUUCGAGGGUGCUGGUGGAGGCCGGGGUCGGGGUGGAGGUGGUGAGGGAUGACAGCGGGGAUUUCCGAGGAGAUGACGUGGCGGAGGCGAUCGGGAGGGUGGUGGAAGGUGGGGAGGAGAUGAGGGCGCGGGCGGCCGGGAUGAGGGAGGCGAUGAGGGGGGAGGAAGAGUGCGCGGUGGCCGAGGCCGCCGCGCAUCUCAGGCGGAUUUGUAGGGAGGGUUUUGUUAAACAUGAUAGGUGUACAAUAGAGAAGAAUGGCUUUGGUUCGACGUUGUUUCAUUAG